AUGCCAGCAGUCCUCAUCCUGCUGCGGUCCCUGGUUAUCAGGCUCCUUGGUAGCAGACUGGCAGGCUCAGUGGCACAGUUCCUCAGGAGGAGCCUCUCCGCAGGCGCUACCCACCUUGGAACGGCACUCCACUACGUCUACCGUAUUCGAUCCCAGGAGUCCAAAGAAGCCAUCCUGGGCUGCGUGUUGUGCAUUCUCAACAUGCACAAGAAGGUGGAGAACUGAGCGCUUUCUCAUCUGGCUAGGUGGACAAAGGCAGGAGGAGCAGAAGGA
Molecule: messenger RNA, 273 nt
Organism: Thalassophryne amazonica
Lineage: Eukaryota; Metazoa; Chordata; Actinopteri; Batrachoidiformes; Batrachoididae
Product: protein myomixer-like
Source: RefSeq, a predicted model, not a curated record